UUUGGGGGCUCGGCCUGGCGGAGCCGCAGGGAGGCCCGUCUCCAGGGCAGCAGCGCUCCCCUCCACCAGGCACGCUGCUGCAACUCCACGGGGCUCGCUGUCGCCUCCAGCUUUGUCAACGGCGCUGGACAUCGGCCUGAGCAACUGGAGCUUCCUCUACAUCACCGUCUCCCUCUACACGAUGACCAAGUCUUCUGCCAUCCUCUUCAUCUUGUUCUUCUCGUUGAUCUUCAAACUGGAGGAGCUGAGGCUGGCGCUGGUGCUGGUGGUGCUGCUGGUGGCCGGGGGACUCUUCAUGUUCACCUACGAGUCCACACAGUUCAACACAGAGGGCUUCAUGCUGGUGCUCGGCGCCUCCUUCCUGGGGGGCAUUCGCUGGACUCUCACCCAGAUGCUCAUGCAGAAGGCCGAGCUGGGGCUGCAGAACCCCAUCGACACCAUGUUUCACCUGCAGCCGCUCAUGUUCCUGGGGCUCUUCCCUCUCUUCAUGGCAAUCGAGGGGCUGCCCAUGGCUGUGUCGGAGAAGCUGUUCCGGUUCCACGACGGGUGGGUGCUGCUCGCGCUGCUUGGGAAGCUCUCCCUGGGGGGGCUCCUGGCCUUCGGGCUGGGCUUCUCCGAGUUCCUGCUGGUCUCCAGGACCUCCAGCCUCACCCUGUCCAUCGCCGGCAUUUUCAAGGAAGUCUGCACCUUGCUGCUGGCCACCCAUGUGCUGGGAGACCACCUGAGCCUCCUCAACUGGCUGGGCUUUGCCGUCUGCCUAUUGGGAAUCUCCUUGCACGUCGCCCUCAAAGCCUUUGCUUCCAAAGGUGAAAAUGCCCUGAAGACCCAGAAGGAGGCUGGCUCCAGCCCUGACCUGGAGUUGUUGCUGCGGCACGGCGAGUCAGAGGAGGUGCCGGAGGAGGAGGACGUUGGCACCCAGGUGCAACGCUGAGCGGACCCGGAGCCCACUGGCGGCUGCUGCGUCUGACCAUCGCGCUCAGCGGCACUUACCAACAUGCAGGGGCCAGGAGUCCUGCGCUGCCAUCUCCCCUGGAUCAGGCGCACGUGGGGAGCCCCGAGCAGGGGGUGGGAGGGCCUGCUGCCAGCCGCGGCAGCCGGGAUUCCUGCCGGCCGGGUGAGAGGGAAGGCUGCAGCGUGGCCCUGUACAGGGACUGAAGAGAAGCCCCUGCGCUGUUGGGGGAAGCAGGGAUAAUUCCCAGAGUGUAGGGCCACGGCGGGGGAUCCCAUGAGCUGUGUGGUGGGGCGAGGGAGCAGAGCCGUGGCUGCGGAGAGAGCGCUCCCAGCCAGCACUGGUGCUGCCUCCCCAGGGGCAAGGCAGGUGGCUGUUGUGCGGGGGCUCUUUCCCCAGCGCCUUGUGGAGCUGGAUCUCACGCCAGCUGGAGCACAGGGAGCAGGAGGACCCCUGCCUGCUUGCGCUGCGGGACCAGGCUGGGCCCAGGGACCAGGAAAGACCUCGGCGCUCUGGCUCGGUGGGGCUGGGGGCGUUAAGGGCUGGGGAGCUGGGGAAGCAACUUGCGAUGCUGGGAACAGCUCUGAUGCCUUUUGAAAAUAAAUGGCUUCCAGCC
Molecule: messenger RNA, 1565 nt
Organism: Alligator sinensis (Chinese alligator)
Lineage: Eukaryota; Metazoa; Chordata; Crocodylia; Alligatoridae
Gene: SLC35H1
Product: solute carrier family 35 member C2
Exons: 7
Coding region: 182-931 (249 amino acids)
Biological process (GO): UDP-glucose transmembrane transport
Cellular component (GO): Golgi apparatus; endoplasmic reticulum-Golgi intermediate compartment; cis-Golgi network
Molecular function (GO): antiporter activity
Source: RefSeq, a predicted model, not a curated record